AUGCUCCGCCGGGGCACGCACGUCCAGCAGGCCCAGCUCCAGAUGGCGCGGCGCGCCUUCGCGGCCUACGACGUGGACGGCGACGGCGCGGUGACGCGGAGCGACCUGAAGACCGUGUUUACGAAGCUCGGCAAACCGAGCGACGGCGAGGCGCUGGACCGCUGGAUCGCGAAGCACGACGCGGACCGCGACGGCACCGUGUCCCUAUCCGAUUUCCUGAAUGCCCUGGCGCCCAUCUUCGGCGACGGGUUCACGCUGAGCGACCUGCGGCGCUUGUUCGACCGCGUCGACAAGGACCGCACGGGCUUUUUGACGCCGGCGAUGGUCGCGGCGGCG
Molecule: messenger RNA, 336 nt
Organism: Aureococcus anophagefferens
Lineage: Eukaryota; Pelagophyceae; Pelagomonadales; Pelagomonadaceae
Exons: 2
Molecular function (GO): calcium ion binding
Source: RefSeq, a predicted model, not a curated record